Molecule: messenger RNA, 917 nt
Organism: Rosa rugosa (rugosa rose)
Lineage: Eukaryota; Viridiplantae; Streptophyta; Magnoliopsida; Rosales; Rosaceae
Exons: 3
Coding region: 89-517 (142 amino acids)
Molecular function (GO): fatty acyl-CoA hydrolase activity
Source: RefSeq, a predicted model, not a curated record
GGUACUUGGUAGUGGUCCUUCAGCAUAUUACUACUCGGUUAAUUGUUGAGGAGAGUGACAUUUUUGAGAGAUCGAGCUAGCUAGCUAGAUGGAGAGCAAGGUGAAGGAGUUUCUGGAGCUGAGCCAGGACGAGUCAGAGGCCGUGUCACGAAUCGUUGUUCCACCCCAGCGACCAGGAACCGCGAGUUUGUACGAGGAUUUCGCUCUCAGAAGCAUCCGAGUCGACCGAGUCGAACCCGGACUCGUCGUCUGUACGCUCAAGGUUCCUCCCCGCCUCACCGAUAGAGAUGGAAAUUUGGCUAAAGGUGCCAUUGCAAAUGUUGUUGAUAUGGUUGGUGGUUAUGUAACUUAUGUUGAGGGUCUCCCAAUGUAUGUUUCAGUAGACAUAUCGAUCUCCUAUAUAUCAACUGCAAAGCUUGAUGAUGAGCUAGAGAUCACCUCAAAAAGGUUAGGACAAAGAGGUGCUUAUUAUGGAGCAAUAGUGCUUCUGAGAAACAAAGCAACUGAUUAUUGCUGAGGGCCGUCAUUCAAUGUUUCGUCCCCGGUCUACUCCCAAACUCUGAGUUCUUUACAAAUAUAUACAUCACCUUGUUUGAGAUCAACUGAUUAAGUAUUUACCCCCAUCAUAAUGUUACCAAAAGCAAUCAGAGGGAGCAUUCUAGUAAACUUUGGGGAGUAUGGUGUGGAUCCUUCCACGUCAAUCAGUGGCGUAUCUACUCAAAAGGCUUAUUGGGCUAGCCAAACCCAAAUUUUCCCAUUAAAUCGUUACUAUCUCUAGACAAGUCAUGUUUUUGCGAUGUUGGCUAAGGAGCUCCAUGUAAUCUAACUAACCCAAGUUCAAAGCCUGGUGACAGUAAGACUUUUAAGCGAUCGUUGUAAUCAUGGUUGUGGCAUUCUUGCAGAUUGUUGUUUAAUAC